Molecule: messenger RNA, 1251 nt
Organism: Arachis stenosperma
Lineage: Eukaryota; Viridiplantae; Streptophyta; Magnoliopsida; Fabales; Fabaceae
Exons: 3
Coding region: 1-1251 (416 amino acids)
Molecular function (GO): RNA-DNA hybrid ribonuclease activity; nucleic acid binding
Source: RefSeq, a predicted model, not a curated record
AUGACUGAAGAGGAAUGGUGGGCUGCUACGACUGCGUUCAAAGGAGGUUUGGCACUAGGGUUCUCCAAUUUGAAUUUUCAGAGGAAAAGAGAGGGGUGGAGUGCCCUCAUACAGCAUUUCAAGGAGAUACUUGCAACACCACCUGUUCUUGGUGAGCCAAAGAACGGGAAACCGCUAUACUUGUACUUGGCCAUAACCGAUGAAGCAAUGGCGGCAGUAUUGCGACAAUACUUCCAAGGUCAUCAAGUGAUUGUGAGGACGGACCAGGGAAUCCGCCAUGUACUACAGAAACUUGACCUAGGGGGAAGAAUGAUGACUUGGGCUAUUGAACUGUCCCAAUACGACCUACGGUAUGAACCCAGGCAUGCGAUUAAAGCUCAAGCCAUGGCCGACUUUUUGGUGGAAGUCACAGGAGACCCAACCGAGUCACUGAGUGCACGGUGGAAGCUCUACGUGGACGGAGCUUCCAACCAGACAUUCGGGGGAGCCGGGAUAAUCCUGGAAAGCCCGACGGGAGUCGUGUAUGAACAGUCAAUCAAGUUUGAAUUCCCGGUAUCAAACAAUCAAGUAGAGUAUGAGGCUCUUCUGGGUGGCUUAGUCUUGGAUAGGGAGGUCGGAGCCACAAGAUUGGAAAUAUGUAGUGAUUCACAGGUCGUGACCUCACAGAUCAGUGGAGCAUAUCAGGCCAGAGACUCAUUGCUGCAAAAAUAUCUGGAGAAGGUCAGAGAAUUAACCAGGGAAUUUGAGAAGAUCUCGGUGCACCAUGUCCCGAGAGAGAGGAACAUGCGAGCAGACCUCUUGUCAAAGCUGGCAAGCACAAAGCCAAGAGCAGAAAACCGAUCUCUCACCCAAGGCUUGAUAAAAGAACCAGCAGUUACCCUCCAUUUAACAAAGGCAGAUCCCUCUUGGAUGGACCCAAUCACUGACUUCUUGGAAAGCGGUAAGCUCCCUGAAGACGAGAAGUUGGCAAGAGCAUUGAGAAGGGAGGCGGCCAUGUAUGCAAUCAUACAAGGCCAGUUGUUUAAAAUGGGACUAAGCCAACCCUUGCUGAAGUGCCUGCAUCCCGACCAAAUGGACUAUGUGCUUAAGGAGGUCCAUGAAGAAUGUUGCGGUCACCACAUCAGGGGCAAAGCCCUAGCAAAGAAGCUCAUCAGAGCCGGCUACUACUGGCCGUCAAUGAUUGAGGAUUCUAAAGACUUCGUGAGAAAAUGCAUCAAGUGCAACCGAAUUAAGUUUUCUACGUCUUCCUGA